Messenger RNA from Exophiala mesophila, 2181 nucleotides. RefSeq lists its product as uncharacterized. NCBI's taxonomy places the organism in Eukaryota, Fungi, Ascomycota, Eurotiomycetes, Chaetothyriales, Herpotrichiellaceae. Bases 1 to 2181 code for a protein of 726 amino acids. The transcript has 3 exons. Gene Ontology annotation, molecular function: DNA binding; DNA-binding transcription factor activity, RNA polymerase II-specific; zinc ion binding. Gene Ontology annotation, biological process: regulation of DNA-templated transcription; DNA-templated transcription. The record is from RefSeq and is a predicted model, not a curated record.
AUGCCCUCCUCACCGGCAGCACCGAGGCCUGAUCCGCCGGUUCAAGCUCGGUCGACGGGCAGGAAAGUGCCCAAAAGAGUGCCCUUGAGUUGUCUGCCAUGUAGACAGCACAAACUACGAUGUGACAGGUUGGUGCCAUGUAGUACAUGUGUACGUUACCAGCGUGAGCAUGUCUGUCGUCAACAUCCGGCGCCCGCCAAAGGCAGGCAGCGGCCAGCAAAUCGACAGCCACACACCAACGAGACCUCAGUGGAGACUUCACCAAAUGCUAGAGGCGUCUCGACCAUCUCAAAAGCCGUCCCCACAUCACCUGGAGGCCCGACGAAUCGCUUGCAGAGUCAGAUCGUUUCCAAUAUCCACAUGGAUUCCGCUGCUCAAGCUUUGGAAUCUGGGCGGGUGGACCUUGGGGGCACACAAGCAGCAGUACUAUUCCCCCAAGUGCUUCCACUACUUCAGAUUGGCCCACUAGAUGGCUUGACAUUGUUGAGUUGCCAGAGCGAGGUGAAUCAGAAGCUACAGUGGAAGAACUUCUUGGUCAAGCUACUGCCAACAAGGACGCAAUGCGAUAUUCUCCUGACAUACUUUGUUGAACAUAUCAAUUGGCUUUUCCAGACGGUGCAUAUUCCCAGCUUCCGCAAGGAGUACAGUCAGUUCUGGGAUGGCAGCGUGGACGAAGUCAACCUAAUCUGGUUGUCCCUGUUGUUCACAAUUCUAUCUAUUAGUGGGUUGCAUAUUCCCAUCAGUGCCAUCGAGUUUGUUGGCAUACAAGGCGACUCCAUCCGCAAACUCGCACACUUAUGGCAUCACGGGUCAUUCCAGGCACUCCAGGCCGGUAACUUCGAGGUCAACCCAUGCCUCACACAGCUUCAAACAUUCACAAUAACUCAGCUUUAUUGGUAUGCCACAAAUAAUAUUGAGACCCUCAACUCAAGGAUGGCCCAAGCGAUCAGACAAGCACAAGUUUUAGGCUUGGAUAAAGACCACCUCCCUUCGAAGGAUGUCCAUGAUGAAAUGAGACAUCGGAUAUGGUGGGAUCUAGUAGACUCGGACACUUUCCAAUCUAUAUGUCUCGACCGGCAACCAUUAAUUCGCGUACAGUUCGCCAAGGUACCGCUACCACAGAAUUGUCAUGACAGUGACUUGGGUGACAACUUCAUCACCCCAAGGUCUUUAGAAGAGCCGACGGCAAUGAGCAUGAACAUCUAUCGAGCUCAGGUGUUCCAGCUCAUCAAUAAUGCCCUGAUGAGUGAGCCCGAUCAGCUCCAGUCCUACGAAGCCGUCGUCGGACUCGACCGUCAGUUACGUGACCUAAUGGAACAAUUACCGUGGUACUUCCAGCUGGACAACCAGGGAAACCCCAAACUGUUCUCAGGUAACUACGAGUUUCUAAGCUGGCAACACCAUAUCCUUCGAACCUGCGUCAGCACACAGCAAGUGCGCAUGUAUCGGGCGUUUCUCGGCGACAGCUCUAAACGCGCUCAACUCAACUGCGCUCGAGCGGUAGAGGAUGCACUGGCAGUGUAUCGAAGUAUGCGAUCUGCCAAAUCAUUCCGGACCCAGCAGAAGUUCUUCCCUCAAGCAUAUCAGGUGUUUUCGGUCGCAGUGACUUUAGUGACCCUUUUACUGGUCGAACGGGCAUCAGUGCCUGACCCGGCGGCCGCCAGGAGAGAUGUCGAGACCAUGGCGGCUGAUUUGGCCCUUCUGGAAGCCCAAGAGUGCGGGGUGCCUGUAGCGGUCAAUGGACGCAAAGUGCUUCUGACAAUGCUUUCAUUACUCGAGCAGGGAGAGCAAUGCUCGCCUGACGAUACUGAGCGUCUCGUUCCCUCAAUCUCGGUUAUACUUGGGGGAGAGACUUCGACAAGAGAAUAUCUUGGACGCCGAGUCGAAUCACCCACAGCACAUAUCGCGAUCACUCCAGGCGUUGACAAUCAGAGUGGUCACGCCGGCGAGCCAUUAGAUGAUGAGGCCAGGCUGGAUCAAUCGACCAUCCAGGAUAUCGGUCCAAGCAUCCCUUUGGGAGAGCUAACCGAGGGGACCGAUAUGAUGUUUGAUUAUGCCGACCUACAACUCGAAGAUUCGUAUGAUCUCUUUAGUUGGGACAUGACAGGCCUGUUGUCAGAUGCCGCGGCGCUCAGUAGAGCGAGAGGAGAUUGGGAUGAACCUUCGAUAAGUCUAUCAUGA